CGUUGCAUUGUAUUCCAGCGGUUGCGAGUCGAUACCGCAACGCUUUCUGAUCGCCAUGACUUCCUCCUCGCCGCUGCUCUUGCUCGCUCUCAUGUUGGCCUGGUCAGCACCAGCCUUCCUCCCGGCGCGCGCCGGCGCCGGCGACCAGGGACUCAAGCACAUCCACCUGUACAUGCACGAGAUCUUCGCCGGCCCCAACGCCACGGCGAUCGUGGCGGUGCCAUCACCACUGGGCGCCAACGCGACGUUCGGGGUGGUCGGCGUGCUCGAUGACGAGCUGCGCGACGGGCCGGACCCGAAGAGCUCGUCGCUCGUGGGCCGGUACCAGGGCAUUUUCGCCGGAGCCGGGCUCGUGAGCCCGCCGGGCAUGCAGUCGGCGAUCAACUUCGUGUUCACGGCUGGGGAGCACAGCGGGAGCACGCUGGCAAUGCUGGGGCCUGUUCUGAGCUUCACGGGUGCCAUCGAGCGCUCCGUGGUGGGCGGCACCGGCGCGUUCAGGAUGGCGCGUGGGUACUGCGUCAUGACGGCCGCGGGCAACCCCACGCCGGACUCCAUCGUCUAUGAGGUCGACCUAUUUGUGAAGAUGGAUUAUGCCUGAUCAUUUCCCCCUUCUCGUAACCUGUAUCGAUCAUUAUCGUGUACUCCCUCCGUUUUGAAAUAAUUGUCGCUGGAGAUAACCAGUUCAUUUUU
Triticum aestivum (bread wheat) is the source of this 690-nucleotide messenger RNA. RefSeq names its product dirigent protein 1-like. The transcript has a single exon. Lineage: Eukaryota; Viridiplantae; Streptophyta; Magnoliopsida; Poales; Poaceae. The coding region runs from base 56 to 598 and encodes 180 amino acids. The record is from RefSeq and is a predicted model, not a curated record.